AAUGAAGCCGAGUAGGAGGAAGGAGUGUUCCUUCUCCGCCGCAUUUCCCUCCAUUUGGUCCUCGUCCCACCAAUGGAGAGCAUCUUCUCUCCCACCUCCUUCGGUCCUCUCCUCAACCCCAAAUCCGCGGACCCAAGAAUCCCCUCUCACCAACCCAAACCCAAGGCGUCUUCUCCGCUGCACGCAAGACCCAUCAUCACCUGCAGCGCGAAGAGCAAGCCGCCGGCGGAUUCGCCUUGGCUGAGAAAGAGCUGGAUUUCCCGCCUCCACCACGGCUUGGCAGCCGCUGCGCUCUCCCUUGCUGUCAACUUCUGCCCCAUUUCGACUCUCGACUCCCCCGCUCUCGCUUCGGAGUUCGACGUGCUGAGCGGGGGCCCGCCCACGGAUUCGUAUGUAGUUGAUGAUGCAGGCGUGCUAAGCCGGGUGACCAAGUCUGACUUGAAGAGGCUCAUGUCUGAUCUCGAGUCGAGGAAGAAUUUGCGAAUCAAUUUCAUCACCGUUCGCAAGCUAACGAGCAAAGCCGAUGCUUUCGAGUACGCUGACCAAGUAUUGGAGAAAUGGUAUCCCACAGUUGAAGAAGGGAACAAUAAAGGAUUAGUUGUGCUGGUUACUAGUCAGAAAGAAGGUGCAAUCACAGGGGGCCCUGCAUUCCUCCAGGCUGUCGGAGACUCAGUUUUAGACGCUGCAGUAUCUGAGAACCUUCCAGUGUUAGCCACUGAAGAGAAGUACAAUGAGGCACUGUACAGCACCGCCAAACGCCUGGUUGCGGCAAUCGAUGGGCUCCCAGAUCCCGGCGGACCAAAAUUUCAGGACAACAAGCGCGAAUCCAACUUCAAGAGCAGGGAGGAGACUGAAGAAAAGAGGGGGCAAUUCACCCUUGUUGUCGGUGGUCUUCUAGUGAUUGCAUUUGUCGUGCCGAUGGCUCAGUACUAUGCCUAUGUUUCCAAGAAGUAGGUUGCAAUUGUGUACUCUUCACUGAGAAAUCCUAGUUGCGAGAAACAAUCCAUUCAUGAAUUGAGAAGCACAGAGGUCGCCAAAUUGAUAGCAAAAAUGCAUCAAGUUCCCCAGAUUUUUGUUUU
Messenger RNA from Ananas comosus (pineapple), 1079 nucleotides. RefSeq names its product UPF0603 protein Os05g0401100, chloroplastic. The transcript is spliced from 3 exons. Lineage: Eukaryota; Viridiplantae; Streptophyta; Magnoliopsida; Poales; Bromeliaceae. The record is from RefSeq and is a predicted model, not a curated record. The coding region runs from base 73 to 954 and encodes 293 amino acids.